Fonsecaea erecta is the source of this 381-nucleotide messenger RNA. RefSeq lists its product as hypothetical. Bases 1 to 381 code for a protein of 126 amino acids. The record is from RefSeq and is a predicted model, not a curated record. NCBI's taxonomy places the organism in Eukaryota, Fungi, Ascomycota, Eurotiomycetes, Chaetothyriales, Herpotrichiellaceae. The transcript has a single exon.
AUGGCUCCAAUACCAGUCCAUACGGCCUCGCCUAUCAACACCAACCUGCCCUCCCAUCCUUUCGGCGUAUCCUCACCCAGUGCAGCGGCGAGGCGCUAUACGCCUUCACCCGAUCAGAGUCGGCCGACUUCCGCAGAACCAUCCGAUCCCUUGUUCUUGCAGCAGCCUGCGCGACCUGGCGCCCCAGCAGUCCCGCAACCGACCAACACAAGAGCGAGUAGUUACAACAAUAGAUUCGAACCGACGCCCACUUCAACCAACACCACAACGACGUCCGAAUACAACCCUCCGCCGCCGCAACCAGGCGCAGUACCCUCCCCUUUCGCCAGUCGCCAGUCCUUCGUCACCUCCAAGCGUGCCCCUUCCACCACGGCCUCUUGA